AUGACCAGUAAGCGCGCCAAACAAGCCGCGAAGGACAAACAAAAGAACAUACCUAGACUCUCGGAGGCACAACUCCAUGCAAAUCUCAAAGCAGAUGAAGAUCUUCGUAAACAGCGCGAAGAAUUGGCAAGAAAAAUGAUCAAGCAGAGGGACAAUAAAGUCCGUUUGAAACUGCGGGCAACAGAGAAAGCAAAGGCCAAGCUUAUCCAACAGAAGGGCAAGCAACCCGAGGGACAACAUCAAUUGUCUAAAUUUGGCUUCAUUCAGAAUACCGUUCGUACCUCUUGUAGCCAGGCAAAGGAACGAUCCCCAGUUGCACGAACACAAAAACGUAAUUCAUUUAGCUAG
Messenger RNA from Morchella importuna, 348 nucleotides. RefSeq lists its product as uncharacterized. The transcript has a single exon. The coding region runs from base 1 to 348 and encodes 115 amino acids. NCBI's taxonomy places the organism in Eukaryota, Fungi, Ascomycota, Pezizomycetes, Pezizales, Morchellaceae. The record is from RefSeq and is a predicted model, not a curated record.